CUUGAAACGGAGGAGAGGAUCCUCUUCCUCCUGCGACACUCCGCUUUCCAAGUUCCAAAAAAAAUCUGCAGAGCAUAAUCCGCUCAUUCUCAACCGUCCGUUACAAACAGUACGGACAAAUGACUUCAUCAGCAACUCUCUUCCACUUCAAGCCCUCUCUCCUGCACUGCUCCGCCUCCACCGCCUCUUCCUCUCACUCUCUCUCUCUCAAAUUCAUAUUUCCCGCCAGACCACAACGUCCACUUUUCCCAACGGUCCAAAUCCAAUCCCGCCCCAGUACGCCCAGAGCUUCCUCUCGCACCUUCGUUGCCACCGAGAAUGACUCAGGCUCAGCUCGAGAUCUCUUUUGCGCUUCAAUUUCAAGUAGAAGGAAAGCACUUGCAUUCGUGGCCACACUGCCAUGUCUUCUUCUUUUGAAUGAAUCAUCGAUGGCUGGGUUGGCUACUAGUGAAUAUAUGCUCCUAAAGGAAGAAGUGAGGAAGGUAUUGUCAAAGGGAAAGGCAGCCGGUGUACUUCGUUUGGUUUUUCAUGAUGCAGGAACCUUUGAUAUGGAUGAGAAUUCAGGUGGCAUGAAUGGUUCCGUUGUGUAUGAACUUGAUAGACCAGAAAAUGCAGGUCUCCAAAAACCUAUGAAGACUCUAGAGAAAGCAAAGACUGAAGUGGAUGCAAUACAACCAGUGUCAUGGGCAGACAUGAUUGCUGUGGCGGGAGCUGAAGCAGUUUCAUUAUGUGGAGGUCCAACAAUCCCAGUUCUAUUGGGCAGACUAGAUUCGGUGGAGCCUGAUCCGGAAGGAAAACUUCCUCAAGAAUCUCUUGAUGCUCCUGGUUUAAAGCAAUGCUUUCAAAGAAAAGGCUUAACCUAUAACACAGAAUUUAAAGGGGGAGUUAGAACACAAGAUCUUGUUGCUCUAUCUGGAGCUCAUACUCUUGGAAGUAAAGGAUUUGGAAAUCCAACUGUUUUUGACAAUUCAUACUUCAAAAUUCUUCUUCAGAAGCCAUGGAUGUCUUCAGGUGGUAUGUCAAGCAUGGUUGGGCUUCCUUCAGAUCGUGCACUUACUGAAGAUGAUGAAUGCUUAAGAUGGAUCACAAAGUAUGCUGAAAGUCAGAAUAUGUUCUUUGAAGACUUUAAGAAUGCUUAUAUCAAACUAGUAAAUUCUGGUGCAAAGUGGAAAAGCUUGUAAUAUUAAUUAGGGAGCAAAAUUUUGUUGUUUCUCUUUUAAUCAGAUACAGGAAUUAUAUACAGAUGCAUUUACAGAAAUUAUAUACAGGGUGCUUCAAUGUAGUUAGAAGUGAUGUGUACCAUCAUUUUGUAAUCUUUGAAAGAAUUAUUCUCAACAA
This is a messenger RNA of Corylus avellana, 1338 nucleotides long. It is a transcript of the gene APX6, whose product is annotated as ascorbate peroxidase 6. Gene Ontology annotation, biological process: response to reactive oxygen species; cellular response to oxidative stress; hydrogen peroxide catabolic process. NCBI's taxonomy places the organism in Eukaryota, Viridiplantae, Streptophyta, Magnoliopsida, Fagales, Betulaceae. Gene Ontology annotation, molecular function: peroxidase activity; heme binding. The record is from RefSeq and is a predicted model, not a curated record.